Messenger RNA from Humulus lupulus (European hop), 2015 nucleotides. RefSeq names its product pentatricopeptide repeat-containing protein At1g77405. Gene Ontology annotation, molecular function: protein binding. Lineage: Eukaryota; Viridiplantae; Streptophyta; Magnoliopsida; Rosales; Cannabaceae. The transcript has a single exon. Bases 247 to 1590 code for a protein of 447 amino acids. The record is from RefSeq and is a predicted model, not a curated record.
ACUUAUUAUCAAUUGUCAAGCAUUCCCUUCCCAAAAAAAAAAAAAUCUAUUGUCAAGCAUAUUUGGUGUAGUGUAGUUCCCCAAUUGCAUUUCAUUUCUCUGCAUGGAAUUACGAAUUGAAACUUACAUAUCUCCAUGGACAAGAGUGAUUUGGUCUACUUCGUUUCAGUUUCAGCUACUUAUGUCCUAACCCACUGUCACCCCUAGCUAUUAACAACUAAGAAAAAUCGAAGAAAGAAACGAAAGAUGAUUCUUUCAAAAACUCUUUACCGCGAUUACACCCCCAUCGUAAACCAAGUCCUAGCCGCCAUGGUUCAAAACCGGGAAUUCGACACCCAUCUAGCCGCCUCAGCCACCACCUCUCACUGCUGGAGCUCCGAAGCGGUUUCUGAGGUGUUAAGGUCCGUGCCCAGAUUCUUCUUCCGGUCUCCUCGUUCCAUUGGUACCCAAAAAGGUUUCAGGCACCGCUCUCCUUUGAAACAGCGCAACCUAAAAGAAGAACUUGAUAGGUUCGGUAAUGGGGUGCUUGUCCUUGGGCCAGCUGCUUACAGAGACCUCAACAAGGUCCAGUUGGGAUUGGACAAAGCAAUGGAAUUCUAUUACUGGGUUGAGGCCCAUUUUGGAUUUUCCCAUGACGAGAAAACUUGCCGGGAAAUGGCUCUCGUUUUGGCUAAAGGUAAUAGAUUGAAAGCUCUUUGGGAUUUUCUCAGGGAUAUGUCAAGCAGAGGGAGUGGGGAGAUUGUUACUACAACGACCGUUACCUGUUUGAUAAAAGUUCUCGGAGAAGAAGGGUUGGUCAAUGAAGCAUUAGCUGCUUUCUAUAGGAUGAAGCAGUUUCAUUGUAAGCCGGAUGUUUAUGCUCAUAAUACCAUUAUUUAUGCUCUUUGUAGAGUAGGGAAUUUCAAGAAAGCCAGGGCUUUGUUGGAGCAAAUGGGGUUGCCGGGCUUUAGAUGUCCACCAGAUACUUUUACUUAUACAAUAUUGAUUAGUUCUUAUUGCAGAUAUAGCUUGCAGACUGGGUCCAAAAAGGCUAUUAGGAGGAGGUUGUGGGAGGCUAACCAUUUGUUUCGCAUCAUGCUCUUCAAGGGCUUUGUUCCUGAUGUUGUCACCUAUAAUGCAAUAAUCAAUGGUUGUUGCAAAACUUGCCGAAUUGGGAGAGCUUUAGAGUUGUUUGAAGACAUGAGCCAAAGGGGUAUUACCCCUAACCGGAUUACAUAUAAUUCAUUUAUUAGGUACCAUAGUGCAGUUAAUGAGAUUGAUAAUGCUGUCAAUAUGUUGAGGAGAAUGCAGACUAUGAAUCAUGGAAUACCCUCUUCGAGUUCUUACACACCGAUUAUUCAUGCUCUCUGUGAAGCAGGGAGGGUAUUGGAAGCCCGGGAUUUUCUGGUUGAGUUGGUUGAUGGUGGCUCGGUUCCGAGAGAAUAUACUUAUAAAUUAGUAAGUGAUGCACUUAUGUCAGCAGGAGAAGCCAAUUCUCUUGAUGAUAGCUUUCAUGGUAGGAUAAAAGAUGGGAUUGGAAAGAGGUUUAAGCAAGUGGGGAAGUGUAAACCAAUAAUGACUCGCAGAGGAUAUGAUGACAUGGAAACUUGAUACUUUAGAGAAACUUGAAUGGAGAAGAAUAUUAUCUGACAUUGUGGAAUUCUUGCGGGGGCUUUACUUAUAUCAUUGAGUAUAUAUUUUCCAGGUUUCUCGAGCUGAAUAACUAUUGCUUAUGCUCUUGAAGUCGCCCAAUCAUCAGCUAUGUUUGCCUCAAGUUAGCACUCCAACUACCUUGGCCUGGUUUUAUUAGGAUUGUGCUGAUAUUGUCCCAACCAGACAAAAUCAUGCGUACUUGAAAAAUAAUUUAUUAUGAUGAUUCUUAUCGUGAUGGUUGUGCCAGCCAUUUAAAAAAAUGUAAUAUGCUUAAGAGGUUGUGUUUGAAAUCUCCAAUUCCAUCAUUAGUAUCCCAUGUACUUGCUAUAAGCUGGUUGAUUAGUAAUCAAAUAAUUUGUUUCAAGGAAAUUUGAGAAUACAAA